AUGGUUAGGAGGUUCAGGAUAAAAGAAGGAGAUCUCGGAACCAAGAAUAAACCAGGAUUUCACGGAACCAAGACUAAACCAGAAUUUCAGGGAACCAAAACUAAACCAGGAUUUCAGGGAACCAAGACUAAACCAGGAUUUCUCGGAACUAAGACUAAACCAGGAUUUCAGGAAACCAAGACUAAACCAGGAUUUCACGGAAUCAAGACUAAACCAGGAUUUCAGGGAGCCAAGACCAAACCAGGAUUUAACGAAACCAAGACUAAACCAGGAUUUCAGGGAGCCAAGACUAAACCAGGAUUUCAGGGAACUAUGACUAAACCAGGAUUUCUCGGAACCAAGACUAAACCAGGAUUUCAGGGAGCCAAGACUAAACCAGGAUUUCAGGGAACUAUGACUAAACCAGGAUUUCUCGGAACCAAGACUAAACCAGGAUUUCAAGAACCCAAGGCUAAACCAGGAUUUCAAGGACCCAAGGGAACCAAGACUAAACCAGGAUUUCAGGGAACCAAGACUAAACCAGGAUUUCAAGGAACCAAGACUAAACAAGGAUUUCAGGGAACCAAGACUAAACCAGGAUUUUACGGAACCAAGACUAAACCAGGAUUUUACGGAACCAAGAAUAAACCAUGA
Molecule: messenger RNA, 633 nt
Organism: Eurytemora carolleeae
Lineage: Eukaryota; Metazoa; Arthropoda; Copepoda; Calanoida; Temoridae
Product: collagen alpha-1(XXI) chain-like
Exons: 3
Coding region: 1-633 (210 amino acids)
Source: RefSeq, a predicted model, not a curated record